Saccostrea cuccullata (small rock oyster) is the source of this 1260-nucleotide messenger RNA. Its product is annotated as trace amine-associated receptor 1-like. The transcript has 4 exons. Gene Ontology annotation, cellular component: membrane. NCBI's taxonomy places the organism in Eukaryota, Metazoa, Mollusca, Bivalvia, Ostreida, Ostreidae. Bases 1 to 933 code for a protein of 310 amino acids. The record is from RefSeq and is a predicted model, not a curated record.
AUGGAGAGAGAGAAUAAAAGACAUUUCAGAGGAGAGGCCCAAUCCCAGCUAGUGAGCAAUGAUUCCACAUUGGGUAAUGGUCGCCAAAUACCAAGUAAACCUAAGAAUUCAAGAAAAGAUAAAAAUCAAAGUACUGAGACCCUACAGAGUCAAAAUCAACUUCCAGAGGAGACAGACCUGAAAUACAAAAAUAUAUAUUGGUCUCUAUUUGAUGGAACUCUUCAGAGAAGCUGGAAAUAUACAGAACAUGGUUCUCCAAACUAUUAUGAUUUUUUAAAAGAAUAUUCCGUGUCGUUCUAUUUAUUCUAUGCAAGGGCUAUUGGUUUGACAUCGGAAAGAUUUGAGAAAUCAACCACUGUGUUGGUAUUGAUAAUCUUAAUACUGGGUUUCGUAGGAAAUAUUGUGACCAUCUGCACAGUUUUAUGCUUUAAAAAAUAUCAUACUCCAACAUUUGUUGCCAUCGGGUGCCUUGCAUUUUUCGAUAUGCUUAAUAUCAUCUCGGCGACGUUAGAUACAUUUUCGACUUUGGUAACUUAUCUUGAAAUUCAACAUCUUGUUUUUGAUAGAGCUUUUGGGAGUAUGAUUGCUUAUUUUCUAUGCGAUAUACUUUUAAGCUGUUCAUGUUCACAAAUUGUUUUCCUCUAUAUGAUCAGAUAUUUAUUAACAGUUCAUCCCUUACAGAGCAAGAUAAGACUCACCCCCUCCAUUGUUCUGGCAUGCUCUGUGAUGAUUUUUAUUUUUCUUUCACUGUUUUCAGCUUUCAGAUUAAUAAUAAUAACAACGGUUAUUAAAGAUUUACUUCAUCUAUAUAAAAUCAUUCGUCUUAUCUCCGGGACCUUUUUACUAUACACAUACUAUUUAGCAUUACUCCUCGCAUUUUUGAAUUUCUCUAUGAAUCCUUAUAUACUCUUUUUUGCUUCACUGAUCGUUUGAUAGCAAAACGUAAUCACAAUCAUAAAAGAAGUGAACUGUUGAAGGACUUACUUUCUUUGGAUUGCUACCUUUUGCAUUAACAUUUGUUAUAUACUGAUCUGUGUUACAAUUUAGCAAGGAAUUCAAAAGACUAAUUUUACACCCUUGAUAUAGACACUUUACAUAUUUAUAUGCAUGCCAUUUAAAGUAAUUUUAAAAAUGUCAUUAUGGCUCUUUCUAUUGCUUAACUGCAAAUUAUUACAAUUUAUUUGUUCGUGUCAAGAGUUGGCUCAAUAAAUAAUGCUUUUGAUUUAUCUAAAAAUGUGUUUUCCAUGUGAAUAUACUGAA